This is a messenger RNA of Hydractinia symbiolongicarpus, 2821 nucleotides long. RefSeq lists its product as uncharacterized. Gene Ontology annotation, molecular function: zinc ion binding. Gene Ontology annotation, cellular component: nucleus. Gene Ontology annotation, biological process: regulation of DNA-templated transcription. The transcript is spliced from 12 exons. Lineage: Eukaryota; Metazoa; Cnidaria; Hydrozoa; Anthoathecata; Hydractiniidae. The record is from RefSeq and is a predicted model, not a curated record. Bases 26 to 2716 code for a protein of 896 amino acids.
AUCAUUAAUUGUUAUUACAUUCAGAAUGCCCACUUGUUUAGCACGUGGAUGUCAUCAAACAACUGGGAAAUUGCCAAUUAAAAAAAGUUUUUUUCAAAUCCCAAAACCAAUAAAUGAAGAAGAGUUGCAACGUAGUAUUAGAUGGCUCCAUAAUAUUGGUAGAGAUUUUGAGUUUAAAGAUUUUAAGUUUACUGCAAGUAAAACACUUUGUGAAGACCACUUUCAUCCACUAUGUUUUGAAAAAAACUCGCAAGCAAAACUACUUGGUAUAGAACAACGUAGGAAAACAUUGGUGCCAGGUGCUGUGCCUACAAUAUUUGAACACAAAAUAUUCGACGAAAUCAACAUGGAUGGAAGAACUCCCGAAAGUGUGUUAAAUUCUGAAAAAAUUGAGCGGAAAGAGUUUGUUAAAAAAAUACUAGAUAGUUACGAUAAAACCUCCAUAACGAAUUGUGAAGAAUCCAUUAUGGCCAAUAAUAAACAAAAAAAUAAAGAUGAAAAAAACAUGAGAAACAUGUCAUCUAGAAAAAGCAAGAUUGUUGUCGAUGAAAAGGAAUCACAAAGAGUGUUAAAAGUAGCUGACCAACUAUUUUCUAUCAAUGUUCAACCUGCAAAUAGAAAUAUAUUCAAGUCGUUGCAAAAUUUUAUUGAGAAAGAUCCUACUAAACCAAAUGGUAACAUCAACAAUUCCAUCGUGGUACGACCAGUAAAUUUAGUUUCUCUUACAAAAGUUUCUGUUGGUAAUAUUUGUGAGAAUCAAAAAGCAAUACCGCUUAGUAAUGUCCGAGUUGUUCAAUUGUUGAACCUUCCUAACAUAAAAACAUCAGUUACUAGACCAUCAGCAACGUUAUCAAAUGCUUUGACUGUUUCUGCUGUCAGAUGUACACCUGUCAAACAAGAUCAAAAUCUAAACAAUAAAAACACAGAGCAUGUUAAAACUAAUAAUCAUAAACCAACAAGAAACAAUGAUAUUGCUUCUGUAAAGUGGAUUGAAACAAUGCCAGAUAAGAAACAGGAGCAAGUUUUUGAUACAUCAAGUAGUUUAUCUAAUAACAUUGAUGGAGAUAAUGAUGUAAGAAGAAGUAAGAGAAAACGACUUGCUAAACUUAAAAAUGACGAGCCCUAUAAACGAAAAAAAUCUGCUUGCCAAGAGGAGCCUUGUGGUGAAUCCCUAGAUACUUCCUUUGUGAGUGAUACACAAGAAUCAAAACCAGAUUUAGAUUCCUCCUUAUUGGGAGAUACAAAUGGAGAAACUUCCACUCCAUGUGAAAACACAUACCUUGAGCAAAAUCAGAGUGAUGUCGGAGGAAUUAAUGCUGAAUUAAUUGAUAAUCUGUCCCCUUCUAAAUCAGCACUGGCUAAACUUGGUUCGACAAUGCCUUGUUUCAAAUGUGGUAGCAUAUUUCAAACAAGAUAUGCAAUAAUAUUUACACAAAAAUUUUACUGUUGCAGAGAAUGCUUACCAUCUGAAACUACAAGAGAAAUGAGAUUGGGUACUAUCAUCAAGCAUUGUCACGAAAGUGUAACAGCACGCAAUAGAAGAGAAAGAAGGGAGAGAAAGUCACCUAAAAAUUAUGCAGCAAUGGAUUCGAUCAAUGAGGUUCAUUGCACAACACCUGACUGUGAUGGCAAGGGGCAUGUUAAUGGGAGAUAUUUACACCACAGGAGUAUUCACGGUUGUCCAAAAGCUCAGAAGAACGUAAAAAGGGAAGUAAAAAGUGAGCCUUCUUCUCUGUGCUCGUCUCCUUCAACGGAAAGUGUCUUCAAAUUUCCACUAUCACCCGAAUUUCCAAUUCAACCAACGGAACAAAAUUCUAUAGAUCGGUGUAAUACUAAAGAAGAGAAUUGUGUUAUACCUGAAAAUUCUAGCCGAUCUGCGAAACGAGAGAAGACCAGAUGUCCGUUUCCUGGAUGCGAUGGCAAAGGACAUAACAAUAAGAAAUUCCCUAGACAUAGAAGUUUGUUUGCAUGUCCACUUGCAGACCGUUUAAAAAAAGAGGCAGCUGGGUCAAAUAAAUGUCCUGUACCGGGUUGCGAUAGUUCUGGCAGUGUACUUACCGAUCAAAAAACGCAUGAUUCUCUUUUAACAUGUCCAAAACUUUCUAAAGAUCAAGAAAAACAAUGUCCUGUUCAAGGUUGUGACGGAAAGGGUCACAAGUCCGGAAAAUACACGACUCAUCGGAGUGUGUUGACUUGUCCAGGAAUUUCAGUUAGCGCUCAAACAGAUUCUGGAUUUCAUACUUCGAAUUCCAAUAGAAACCAGCAAAAUAAUGCACCACAGUCUAAAUGCGACAGUACUUCUGUAUCUGAAAAUAUUCCAAAGGUUUAUUCGGUAAAAGACAUGCUAGUGGAAUUUCCUUCUCUAUAUAAUGAGGUGAAAUUGUUGCAACGAAAUAACGACGAAAUCAAGUAUCAGCUACCCAACAUGAAACUGAAGUUGAAAAGAAUAAAAGCAAAGCAGACAGUAGUAACACAUAGAACUGAGAAGCUGAUGGUGGCAGAUCAUACGUUGGAUACAGAACUCUAUGAACGAAGAAGAACAUUUGAAGAUAUUGUUGGACGUUUAAAACUUCCAAUUGAGCUGUCAAACAUACCUAAAACUGAACAUAAAGAAUUUUUUGACAAAUUUAAAGAAUUUUACAACAGUGAUGCAGGUUUGGUUUAUCGAGACAAAAUCAAAUCUGUAUUUUUAGAAAGUAGCAGAAAAAAUCCGUAAUGUAAACACAAUUUUCUACAUUUUUUAAACAAAUAUUUAUGUAUAUGUUUAUAUAACUUUUCUAGUUUUUUUUUUUUUUUAAUCGAAUAUAUAUCCCUUGCGUUU